Eurytemora carolleeae is the source of this 1841-nucleotide messenger RNA. RefSeq names its product laminin subunit alpha-4. The record is from RefSeq and is a predicted model, not a curated record. The transcript is spliced from 11 exons. Lineage: Eukaryota; Metazoa; Arthropoda; Copepoda; Calanoida; Temoridae. The coding region runs from base 119 to 1267 and encodes 382 amino acids.
AGAGAUAAUCAAUCUGGAGAGAACAGAUGUUUAAACGAUAUUUCAAUUUUCUUAACAUACUUUUCUACGGUUCAAUGAAGAAGCUGAUAAAAGUUAUUGAUUAAUAAAUUUAUAAAAAAUGGGACAGCCGAGUGAUGCAGAAAGAGUAAUAUUUUGGACAAAGUGGAGAUUGAUGUCAUGGUACAGCGCUGCUUUAAAUCAAGGUUCAAAAGUUGGUUGUUACACCUCAAAAAGAUUGAUUAUCAGUCUUUGUAUAGCAGGAUUAAUUGUGCUUGCUGCAUUCAAUGUUCUAUCAGGUGCACCAACUAGUAAACAAAUGCAGGAUAAAGCUCUCAUACGAAAAUCAGAAAUAGAUCAGGAGGUGCUUGAAGCACUGGGACUAUCUCCUGUACCCGGAGAUCAGGAGGUCCCAGGAGCAGAUGAAUUACCUCCUGUACCUAGAUACAAGGAUUCAGGAGUUCUUAAACCACCUGGAAACAAGGUUCAGGAUAAUCAGGAAAAAGAAAGAGAUAAAUCCCUUCAAGAGUUGAUUGAAGAAGAAAUGCAGGAAAAUAUCAAGAAAGGACCAGUGGGACAGCCUGCAGAUAUCGCUAGGAUGAAAGACAAGUUUGCUGAUGAUCAUCUUCUUCAUAGAAAGAAGAGAAGAGAGAAUUUAGAACUAAUACAGGAAGAGAAGAAAGAAAAUCAGGAAAAAAGUGGAGAAAAAGAAAAGAAUGUUGAUUCAAUUAAACUUACCAAGAGCUUUGUCACAUUAGAAGAAAAAAAGAAAUUGUUAUCUGAGAAAAAAGAAGAUGAAGAUGAUGAGGAAGAGCAUGAUUUAAGUAAAAAAAAUAUCCCCAAGGUCAAGGAGAAGAUUAAUCAAAUUAAGAAGAACUUCAAAACGUCCGAUGAGGAAACAGUACUACAACCUUUGGAUGAGAACCCUGAUGUCAAGAUAUCAGAUAUAAAUGAUGCUAUGAAGAAUUCUGAUAUCAAGUUGUCAAAUAUAGAUGAUACUUUGGAGAACCCUGAUGUCAAGUUGUCAAAUAUAGAUGAUACUAUGAAGAACCCUGAUGUCAAGUUGUCAAAUAUAAAUGAUACUAUGAAGAACCCUGAUGCCAAGUUGUCAAACAUAGAUGAAACUAUGAAGAACCCUGAUGUCAAGUUGUCAAAUAUAGAUGAUACUUUGAAGAACCCUGAUGUCAAGUUGUCAAAUAUAGAUGAUACUAUGAAGAACCCUGAUAUCAAGUUGUCAAAUAAAGGUGAUGAUGUUGAGCAGAAUGAAUGAAAACUGAUAUCAACUUAUAUCCUUACCCUUACACUGUCAAAACUCAACUCAAAAAAAAUCUACUACAUGUUUUGUUUGCCGUCUAUAAGCCGUCUUAAGUUAAUGGUGCAAAUGCUACAGGAUAGAAUCCUGGUUAAUAUUUAAUCCUGUAGAAAAAGUUAUUAUUAAAAAAACAGUAACAUACUGCUAAUGUAGGAAAACUAAUUCUAUUUUGAAAUGAAAGGGACCGCUCUCAAAAAAUAAAAGGGGGUACAAGCUGAUCUCGAAUUGAAUUCGGUUUUGAUCGUCAUUUUAUGUCAAUCCGUUGCGUAUAUAAUUAAGGAGAAAAUGGUUUAAAACCACCUUUCAUUUUUCGCGAACACUCCCUUGAAAUAGUAUAGUCUGUAAAAAAAUAUUAAAUUUAGCUCCACCUAAAUCAUAUCAAUUCAUAUAUUUUCUGCAGUAAUAAUAAAAUAAUAAAUCAUAACAGUUAUUAACCUAACAUCAGUAUAUUAAAAAAUGUAAAAUUACUGCAGAGCAGGAGAGCUUUAUUACGGUGGUGGCGAUAGUAUCAAUAUAAUGAAGACGACUUUUU